AUGCGCAAUCUCUCGAGCCAGGUCUCAAGAUUCUCCAUAUUCUCAUCAAUCUCUGCCUCCUCACCUCAAGUCAUCAAAUCAACAACCCGCGCAAUUAACCUCGAUAUGUCAGAAAUCACCGGGUCAGCCACGUCCACCACUGGCAACGGCGGAAAGAAAGUCAUCUCUUUGGUUGCCAGUUGCUCGCCCUACCAAAUUGAAGCAUUCCGAGAAAUAGACCACGGCAGAGAGCAUUUUGGUGUUGAUCCGCGAUAUCUCAAAGCUCCUUUGUCCUUGACACCAGAAACAUUACAUCUGGUGCGCAGGGAGUUGGAGGAAAUAUUCUUUGAAGAUGUUGCCUUGCAUGUGCGCCAUAAAGACCGGUUUAGAGGAGGCUGGCUCGUGAACGGAACCAUUACAAAGAUCGAUACGCCGCGUCUCACGGAUUUCGAACUGAAGCCCGAUUAUCUUAUGGACUUCUUCAACAAAGAGAUCAUGGUUUACUUCGAAUCUGACUCAUGGACGAGAGAUGGAAGAGGCAAGAUUAUUGGGUAUAUAUACCGAGAGUGGCUACGGCUUCACGGUGGUCGACCGUCCUUCCAACGAGGUGCUUUCUUCGCCAAACCUGCGCAGAUCCACAGUACUGGACCACAAGGUCUGGAUCAGAUCACGACGUUUCAUCAUGACCUCUCUAAUUAUAUCACUACUCGCUCACAAGAUCUUGUACAUUUUAAGCAGUGGGACUACAAACCCCCAUGGUUUUCAACGAAGCCAAAGGAGGAAUCACCCGAACUACAAAACGACAGCGAAGUAAAGUCUUGGAAAGAUCAUCGUUUCAUGGUGGGACAUCUAUUUCCUGCAUUAUACAUGGUUUUUGACGACCAAUGCCUACCGGAGCCAUCACCACAUGUUAGCCCAGAAGGACUUCACGGGAAUGACAGGAUCUACUACUUGGAGGGCGUCAUAGAAAGAGAAAUGGCAAAGUGCACGGUUCUGCUGGUCAAGACAGGAGAUGAGGCACAUCUGAGCGCCCCUGUCAGCUUUGAGCCAUUGUUUGAUGCUGGGCUUGCACUCAACGUCAACCGGGACGACUGUGAUGACGGGUAUGGAGAUGGCGAAACGGCUGUGAGGGUGAAUCUCGAUGUGGCAGUACGCUUUUUAUGGGGGUUACUGCAAAAGGAGCGAGGAACAUUAAGGGGAUUGGGAGAGAUUGCGCGAGAGUUGGAAGAAGAGCAAGACAUGCUGUUUGAAAAAUGGCUUGACAAGGUUAUGCGUCGUUCUCAUGAGGUUGGUUUUGAGAAUAACUAUCACACAUGGUCUGCUACCCGUCGCGCUGCCGCGAGAUUGAACGGGGAGGCUUUCGAUGUAGAUCAGGUGUUCCCGUUCUGGGAGCGUUUGAGGUCAUGGCAUCGUCCUUUGUUCGCGGACACUUCCGCGAUGGCUUCCCUUGAUCAUAUCGCGACCGUCUUCUCUGAGUACAAGUACGACAAGGAUGUUGGUUUUGAAAGCAAUAGCGGCAUGCCCUGCCUUGCUUGCAUUUCGGAGAUCGAUCGCGAUAUCUAUUGCGUCUGUGUCACGAAUGACGACCCCGCUACUUGUGUUGUCUGCAAGAACUACGACAAGAAGUGUGGCUCGAUCCCUUCAGAGCUUCUCGGCGCGGCGCAAUGGUACUGGAACUUUGUGGCUGGCCUGGACGUUCAAAAGCCUCUCCUCAACAGACGUCAACUCUGGCGCAUUCGUCGUGCUCUUGAGGACUGCGCGUCGGCCUGGCGUGGACUAGAAGAACAUCUCAUGAACCCGAACAACCUAGCGAUGCUUGCUCUCCAAGAGUCGGCUGCAAGUUGCAAGACCUUGGCUCUGUCCAUCCUUCAGUCGAUCCACGAGCGUAUCGACUUUGUCCAGCCAGGCUAUACUCGCGAUGGCAAUUGUGUUGUCACUCUUCGAAAUGCUCUUGUUCAUCUGUCCGUCUCUCAGGACGUGGUGCUUCCGGUAGCGCCCCUAGCUGUGAGGUCGUCCACAAUGGUAUGCCUGAUUCUCCUCGCCAGUAAUGAGGAUGAAUCGGGAGUUGAGACUAACGAGUUGUUGAUGAAUCCCAAAUUUUCUUGUGGCGAGAUCAAGGGCUCUGAUGCGGAGGAACGUUAA
Fusarium oxysporum Fo47 is the source of this 2121-nucleotide messenger RNA. RefSeq lists its product as uncharacterized. Bases 1 to 2121 code for a protein of 706 amino acids. The record is from RefSeq and is a predicted model, not a curated record. The transcript is spliced from 5 exons. Lineage: Eukaryota; Fungi; Ascomycota; Sordariomycetes; Hypocreales; Nectriaceae.